AUGCUUACUGCCCCGGAUCAAAACAACCGUCCCUUGUUUGCGGCUAACCAGAUUGUCGAUUUUUACCUUGAGCACUGCCCUAAAAUAUUCCCACAAAUCAAUAUUCCACUGUUUGGUAACGCCUUAGAAAAUGCAAAGGGUGUAUACGCACCAAAAUAUGAUGGCAAGUAUUUACACAAGCUUAUCAAGGAAAAAUUAGGAGACAGACGAUUGAACCAGACAUUGACCAAUGUUGUGAUCCCAACUUUUGAUAUAAGUUGCCUCCAACCAGCUAUCUUCUCCACCUACGAGUUGAAAAGGAACAAGAAAUUAGAUCCGGCUCUACUGUCAGAUAUAUGCAUCGGAACUUCAGCAGCACCAACUUAUCUUCCCUCGCAUUAUUUCAAAACCGCAACAAGAGAAUUCCAUCUCGUUGAUGGCGGUGUGGCUGCUAAUAACCCGGGUUUGACUGCUAUAACCGAAGUGACAAAAGAAAUCAAGAAGGGAAAUUCUGACUUCUCUCCGGUUGAGGCAGCUGAUCAGGGUAAUAGGUUCCUCCUCAUAUCUUUGGGUACUGGUUCAUCAGCAAAAUCCAAGGACGAUGCCACAGUAGCAGCUAAGUGGGGUAUUAUGACAUGGUUGAUGCAAGCCAACUUUCAAUGUCCAUUGUUAGAUGUACUCACUGAAGCAAGUAGUGACAUGGUAGAUUGCCACCUUUCUACCAUUUUCCAAGCUCUUUGGUCUGACGAUAACUACCUUCGAAUUCAGGAUGACCAAUUGAGCACCGACUUGAAUUCUAUGGAUAAUGCUACGCCCGAAAACUUGAAAAAACUUGUAAAAGUAGGAGAGGCACUGUUAAAGAAACAAGCUUCAAAGUUGAAUAUAGCUACCGGCCUCCAUGAGCCUGAUGAACGUCAUAUUACUAAUGAAGAGGCUCUCAGAAGGUACUUAUUGAUUACAAAUUACUCUCUGGUAGUGGCGGUGUUCUCCAAAGAGAAGAAGGAACGUGCAAUCUGA
Molecule: messenger RNA, 996 nt
Organism: Rosa rugosa (rugosa rose)
Lineage: Eukaryota; Viridiplantae; Streptophyta; Magnoliopsida; Rosales; Rosaceae
Product: patatin-like protein 2
Exons: 6
Coding region: 1-996 (331 amino acids)
Biological process (GO): lipid metabolic process
Molecular function (GO): glycerophospholipase activity; monoacylglycerol lipase activity
Source: RefSeq, a predicted model, not a curated record